Messenger RNA from Cryphonectria parasitica EP155, 513 nucleotides. RefSeq lists its product as uncharacterized. The record is from RefSeq and is a predicted model, not a curated record. The annotation marks the transcript as partial. The transcript is spliced from 2 exons. Lineage: Eukaryota; Fungi; Ascomycota; Sordariomycetes; Diaporthales; Cryphonectriaceae.
GAUACCGCCUGUGUCGACAUCUUCGGCGCCCUGUCCCACAACUACCUCCAAGGAAUAGUCUCCCUCCUCCCCUCGCCCGACAUCCUGGCUCACGCCCCCGACGUGACCAUCUCCUACAUCGGCACCUCCCCGGCCGGGUCCGUCGUGGCCCUCACCGCGGGGAUGAAGAUCCAGCUCACGCACCACUUCUCGGACGCGGAUGUUGCGCCGGGGAAGCUGGAUAUUGUGCUUGUGCCGGGGCCUGACCCUCGAGAGCAAUGGGCCAAAGAACUACUGGCCUGGCUCAAAGCACACGCCGACACCCCUCAAGUCGACAUCCUCAGCGUCUGCACCGGUAUGUUUGUCUGCGGCGCCGCAGGCCUGUUGACCACCACCAACGGCACCACCACCACCGGUAAGAAAGCAUGUGGGCCCGCCGCCAUGCAAGGGGCUCUCAAGGCCCGGUUCGGCGAGGAGGUGCAGUGGGUCGGCCAUGAGCUGCGCUGGACCAGGGAUGGGAACUUUUGGAGCAGU